GAUCAACCUAGACACUCAAAAUGCCUAUCUCCAAGAUCCACGCCCGCUCUGUCUACGACUCCCGUGGCAACCCCACCGUUGAGGUGGACGUUGUCACCGAGACUGGCUUGCACCGUGCCAUCGUUCCCUCCGGAGCUUCCACUGGCCAGCACGAGGCCCACGAGCUCCGUGAUGGUGACAAGACCCAAUGGGGUGGAAAGGGUGUGCUCAAGGCCGUCAAGAACGUUAACGAGACCAUCGGCCCCGCUCUCAUCAAGGAGAACCUCGACGUGAAGGACCAGUCCAAGGUCGAUGAGUUCCUCAACAAGCUUGACGGAACCACCAACAAGGCCAACCUCGGUGCCAACGCCAUCCUCGGUGUCAGCUUGGCCAUCGCUAAGGCCGGUGCUGCCGAGAAGGGUGUUCCCCUCUACGCUCACAUCUCCGACCUGGCCGGUACCAAGAAGCCUUACGUCCUCCCCGUCCCCUUCCAGAACGUCCUGAACGGUGGAUCCCACGCCGGUGGCCGUCUGGCCUUCCAGGAGUUCAUGAUUGUCCCCGACAACGCUCCCUCUUUCUCCGAGGGUCUCCGCCAGGGUGCCGAGGUCUACCAGAAGCUCAAGGCUCUGGCCAAGAAGAAGUAUGGACAGUCUGCCGGUAACGUCGGUGACGAGGGUGGUGUUGCUCCCGAUAUCCAGACCGCCGAGGAGGCUCUCGACCUGAUCACCGAGGCCAUUGACCAGGCCGGCUACACCGGCAAGAUCAACAUCGCUAUGGAUGUUGCCUCGAGCGAGUUCUACAAGACCGACGCCAAGAAGUACGACCUCGACUUCAAGAACCCCGAAAGCGACCCCACCAAGUGGCUCACCUACGAGCAGCUGGCCGACCUGUACAAGUCGCUGGCUAGCAAGUACCCCAUCGUCAGCAUUGAGGACCCCUUCGCUGAGGACGACUGGGAGGCCUGGAGCUACUUCUACAAGACCUCUGACUUCCAGAUUGUUGGUGAUGACCUGACUGUCACCAACCCCCAGCGUAUCAAGAAGGCCAUCGAGCUGAAGUCUUGCAACGCCCUCCUGCUCAAGGUCAACCAGAUCGGUACUCUCACCGAGUCCAUCCAGGCCGCCAAGGACUCCUACGCCGACAACUGGGGCGUCAUGGUGUCCCACCGCUCCGGCGAGACCGAGGACGUCACCAUCGCCGACAUUGCCGUGGGUCUGCGCUCCGGCCAGAUCAAGACCGGUGCUCCUGCCCGUUCUGAGCGUUUGGCCAAGCUCAACCAGAUCCUCCGUAUUGAGGAGGAGCUGGGCGAGAACGCCGUCUACGCUGGCCAGAAGUUCCGCUCCGCCGUCAACUUGUAAAUGUAGCCACGGAUCCAGCGGGACGCGCCCUUUCUUUCACCCCGGUACCAACCGUGUGCAAUUGCUCCCGGGUUGUUUCAUACUUCACACAAUUUUGACUGCUUGGCAGCUUCGUUGGGUUGGAACAAGCUGCAAAAGUACUUCCAUCGCAGAUGACUAUUUGAUCAAGAUUUAUGAUGACGAAUUGACCAGCCAGCUCUACCGGCUAUAUAAUGAAAAAAAAAAGAAGAGAUUGCAGUUCAAACCACGUUGGUUGUGCGCCUACGG
This is a messenger RNA of Aspergillus steynii IBT 23096, 1604 nucleotides long. It is a transcript of the gene aspf22, whose product is annotated as enolase acuN. NCBI's taxonomy places the organism in Eukaryota, Fungi, Ascomycota, Eurotiomycetes, Eurotiales, Aspergillaceae. Gene Ontology annotation, biological process: glycolytic process. The transcript has 5 exons. Gene Ontology annotation, cellular component: phosphopyruvate hydratase complex. The record is from RefSeq and is a predicted model, not a curated record. The coding region runs from base 21 to 1337 and encodes 438 amino acids. Gene Ontology annotation, molecular function: phosphopyruvate hydratase activity; magnesium ion binding.